AUGAAUUUUCAAGAAAGAAAUCAACUUUUCUUAAUUGUACAAAAUUUUUUCAGCACAAACGCAUUUACAAAAGCCCCAAACAUCACGGAGUAUAUCCAAUACAUAGAUGAACUAAUUAAGGAUGCCAAUCAAGAAAAUUUAUACGUUUUAGACUUUAUUUUGAAUUUCUUUGGCUUAAAAGAUUCAGCUGAAGUACCAGAUGAAAUCUAUAUGCUGAUCCAUGACAUUACAAUCAUAUUAGAACAAAAACAAAACCAUAUCACAACGUUUUCGAAGUUAAUCUCAAUUCUGAGUAGAAUUAUUGAUUAUUGCUCAUUGGACCCUGAAAAAUUAAGUGAAAUCAUUGAUUUUAAUGAUUUGUUAUCAAAAAUUUUAAAUUUCGACAAGCAAAACUACAGCGAGUUAUCAAUAUCACUCGUAAAGAGUAUACUUAAUAUUAAUUUCCAAAUCAACGAAGAAUUAAGUCAAUUUUUACUGAUUUUAUUAGAAAAUUUUCUUUUUUCAGAGAAUCCUGACUUCGUAAUAUCAUCAUUUGAAGUUAUAUCAAUGCUCAUUGACCAUGGAUUUGAUUUAGAUUAUGAAUAUAUAUUUCAUCAAGUACUUUCGAAGCUUGAUUGUCCAAAUUCAGCAAUUAAGAUUUCUGCAUUACAAGUAAUUGAUAACUUAAGAGAAAAUAUCGAUUUAGACUCCAAUUUUUUGAUUUCUAAGUUGUUAAAUCAAUAUGAUUCAAUUGAUAACAAAUGCAGAGUAGAAUACUUAAGGUUUAUCCAUAAUUGCAUAGUGUAUGAUGAAUCAACGAGAUUGUUUUUGAUUAAUUCCGGAUUUGUUGAAUUUUUAUUCAAUAAUUUUGGAAACUCAUCAAUUAAUGUGAAAGAGAUGCUAUUAACCGUUCUUUAUGACCUCGUUCCGGUUUUAAAUUACAAAAAAAUUGAAGUUUUAUUGAAUUUCAAUUUUUUAGUUGAAAUUCUUGAUUUUAUUAUCAGCACAUCCCCAAAAUUUUCCAUUUGCAUGCUUAUAUCUUCCAUAUAUGGUAUACUUUUGCCACUAGGAAAAGUUGAUUUCCUCAUUAAUUUCAUCAACUCCUAUGAUAACUCCCAAAUGAUCGAAAUCAUGUCAGAAGAGGAUGAUUAUAAAAAAUUUACUGAUAUACUCUUUAGUUUGCUUUAA
Molecule: messenger RNA, 1167 nt
Organism: Trichomonas vaginalis G3
Lineage: Eukaryota; Parabasalia; Trichomonadida; Trichomonadidae
Product: armadillo (ARM) repeat-containing protein family
Exons: 1
Coding region: 1-1167 (388 amino acids)
Source: RefSeq, a predicted model, not a curated record